Molecule: messenger RNA, 1395 nt
Organism: Colossoma macropomum (tambaqui)
Lineage: Eukaryota; Metazoa; Chordata; Actinopteri; Characiformes; Serrasalmidae
Gene: ciapin1
Product: cytokine induced apoptosis inhibitor 1
Biological process (GO): iron-sulfur cluster assembly
Cellular component (GO): cytoplasm
Molecular function (GO): iron-sulfur cluster binding
Source: RefSeq, a predicted model, not a curated record
CGUCAUUUCAGUGCGACUGAAGCAGUCCGCGCAUCACGUCGGCGGCGUAUCAGGCGGACUGGUCCGAGCUGCUGAGUGUAAACGCGGUGGCCAUGGCAGACCUUGGGCUGAAAGCGGGAGAUAAAGUGCUGCUGGUAUGGACUCAGCCGUCCUCCCCCACAGCCUUGAAGGAGUUUGCGGAGAGCAUUGGGGCCGUAGUUGGCAGCCAGAGCCUGGUGUCACUCGAGAACAUGGAGAGGCUCCAGCUUUCUUCUCACGCUGGUUCGAGUUAUGACUGGGUCCUCUCAGGGCUUCUUCCCGACAGCGUUCCGGUUCACAGCGCAGAGACUCUGGCAGAGAUAGCCAGGGUCAUGAAACCCGGUGGGAAGCUUGUGCUGGAGGAGCCAGUAACGGGGUCGGAGGAGAAUGGCAUUAGAACAACUGGUAAGCUGGUCUCAGCCCUGAAACUCUCAGGGCUCAUGUCUGUCACUGAGGUGAAGAGUGAAGCCCUGAGCCCGGAAGCUAUUUCAGCUCUUAGCCAGCUGAGUGGUUUCCAAGGCAACUCCCUGUCCAGGGUGCGCAUGUCCGCUUCGAAACCCAACUUUGAGGUUGGGUCCUCUUCUCAACUGAAACUGUCAUUUGCAAAGAAAACCCCCCAGACAGAAAAGCCAGCCCUUGAUCCAAGUGCUGCUAAGCUGUGGACUCUUUCAGCUAAUGACAUGAACGAUGAUGAUAUUGACAUGUUGGAUUCAGAUGAACUGCUGGAUGGAGACCUGAAGAAGCCUGACCCAGCUUCACUUAGAGCAUCCUCUUGUGGAGAAUCAGGAACCAAGAAAAAGAAAGCAUGCAAAAACUGCACUUGUGGCCUUGCGGAGGAGCUCGAGCAGGAGGGCAAAGCAGCGCAGAAAGUCAGCCAGCCUAAAUCAGCCUGUGGAAGCUGUUAUCUGGGAGAUGCCUUCCGGUGUGCCAGCUGUCCGUAUCUAGGCAUGCCUGCUUUCAAACCUGGAGAAAAGGUUGUUUUGGCAAACACACAGGUUGCUGAUACAUAAGACACUCUUCAGUCUCUCCACUGUUACCCAUUCCAUUCGUACCGAUCAUAGGCUUCGUUCCUGGAUUCCUUCACAUCAAAACUGAACAGGGACAAAGCUGGAAGAACCACCAUCAUUUCUCUCAUGCGCUGAGUGAACUCCACUGAACAAUGCAAUAGUCAGAUGUACAAAUUCAAACAGCAUAUUUACAAGUGCAUAUAUACUGAUUGCCUUCUUAAUAACGACUUAGUUUCAUUAAUGACAACAAAUUAACCUUUAACUUUGGGUUUGUAUUUUUCUUUGUAAACGUUCUCCACCACCACCUGAAUUUUCUUGUUCUCUAUGUAGUAUAAAGUUAUUCUAAGCAAAAUAAAAAGGAUAUUAUUCA